CAGCAUGUCGGUUUUGAAGCUCUCGAACGCACGUGCAUCAUCAUGAGCCGUAUGAUCGUCUGUUGUUGUUGUCUUCUGCUCACUCUUUUUCUAGAAUGUCAAGUGACGAAGGCCUAUGCACCAGGCGAAUGCAACCUGAAGGCCUCUGAUCUGGGCCCUGACUGGUACAAGGUACCCCAGCCUGUGCCCGAGGAGUCGGAGGGGGCCGGGUAUGAGCCCUCGUACGUGCACAUGCCUUGCGCGCCGACCACCAUGUUUGAGAUCAGUGUGUGCGGAUGUACCAAUCUCGUCUCGCUAAUCUUCACCUCGAUGCGCGGAAAUAGAUUUUGUAUCAACCUAAAUAUUUCAGAAGGAAAACCUGAUAAAAGAAACACCGAAGAACGGCGAAAACUCAUAGAACCCGGAGAUUUUGUGAAAGCUCUUGAUCCAAAGAUUGAAGAGCGCAACACCGCGGGUAACGUUGUCCUAAAUACACGAACCGGAGAGAUGACAAACUGCCCCUUCCGGGCGUCCAGUCGCGGCCAAGACUGGUACCUGGCUUGGGAACCAGGCGAUGUCUGGCGGCAUAUGCGCUGCGCCGAUGGUACCUUGUUCAGCAAGAUCAAAUGCACGUGCGAACAUAGGUCGGUUGCUCUACGGGAGCCAAUAAAGCCAGAGGAUGAGAACUUAGUAAUCAUUGCAGAGGACUCCAUUAACACCCAAGACAUGAACACUAUAAGUCGGAGCCUUGGAAUAAAUCUGAAUGACGUCGAUUUUGGAUUCAACAAGAACAAAGACGAUGGAGAUAUUCCCUUCUGGAGAAGAAGCAAUCCUACGAACACUCAACCGGAGGUAAUUCGUCCUAGAAAUAUUCUGUCCGAUGUCAGUGUUAACAUUCACCACCAGAACCAGCUCCUUGGCACUAAUAGACGUAGUGAAGUCAACAUAGGCAUGGACCAAAUAUCUGACGCUCAUAAAGAGUUGUUAAUUCGCUUAAGAUCAGGCCCCAGGUCGUUCUUGCCUACGGAGAAGACGUCGUCGAUCCUGAUACUGGAUCGGAUAGAACAAAAACCUAAUGCUUUGCCACGGAAUACCGGGGCUGUUCUAAAUGAGGCUCCUGUGAAUGUUGAUUGGAAAGUUGAUGCCAACAUACCGAAUACUAGAAAGCCAUUUAUUUAUGUUGAGCCAAAACCGCUAGAGCGUACAAAAGUUGAUCAUGAGUCAAAAGAAAUGCGAGAGAUGCAGACAUUUUUUAAUGAAUUUAAAGAAGUGCAUAAAGAAAGAAAUGAAACUGGAAAUAGUGUUCCUCAACCGAAACAAAUUGUGUAUCAACCAAUAGUCGAGAUUGUAAAACAUGUAAGUGAUGACGUCAAUAUAGACGUUUUAGCAGAUGUUUUAGGUGUCAUCGGUAACCAAAUUAACGCAAUUGAAAACACUAAAGUCCCCGUUGAAAGGAUUGUGGAUAACGUCAACGUUCAACCGAUCGUUUUCGAUAUGGGCGCUGAUUCCGUCGACGUAGUCACAGGAGCAGAGUGCCGGAAAAAGCCGGUGUUGGAUCUAGGGGACCAGUAUUUCCUACUUCCGGUUCUAGGGGUUGGCUACAUCCCAUACGCAUGCCACGGGGACCAGGUGUAUGACCACUUUAUAUGCGGCUGUCGGAAAGCAACAAGCGGAGAGGUUGCUUACAACGAAAUGUUAUUUCCUUCCCACGAGUGCAAUAAGCGGGCCAUCCCAGAGUUAGGACCAAAGUUUUUUCAGACGUUUUCGGCUGGUUUGGGGUAUGUUCCCAUUGCCUGUCAUGGCGAUACGGGAUUCGACGUAGACAAAUGUACAUGCGUGUGACGGACAACCAGUCGUUAUCUGACGACCAUCUAAUAAACCAUCAUACUGUUUGCAUAUGUAUACUAAAUGAUGACAGGGUUUCAUCACACAGAAACGUGAACGACUAUGUCUUUGCUACAUCAACCCAUUUAUGCCUAGCGUCUAGAAAAAAGGCAUUGGCAAAUAGCGUAGACCCAGAUGAGACGCCGCAUAAUUCGGUGUCUCGUCAGGGUCUGCGCUGUUUGCUUAAAGGAAUUUCUAUAAAAAAUAUUCUAAAUAUAGAAAUACAUAUAUUAGACAUCCCCAAUUUUGGAAAUACAUUGAUCCAAUUUAAAAAGAUGGCAGAGUCAACUAGACAUAAAUGGGUUAAAUAAAAGGUCAAACUACAGCAAACUACGCUUGUAUUAAUCUGUUGAUAAUCUGCCGGACUAUUGCUAAUGAAUGUUAGUUUGUAUUUAAA
Messenger RNA from Dreissena polymorpha, 2260 nucleotides. RefSeq lists its product as uncharacterized. The record is from RefSeq and is a predicted model, not a curated record. The transcript is spliced from 10 exons. Lineage: Eukaryota; Metazoa; Mollusca; Bivalvia; Myida; Dreissenidae. Bases 43 to 1821 code for a protein of 592 amino acids.